GGUAGACACUCAAGUUAUGUGUAUUUUCAGCACCACUCUGACAUGUUUUUAAACAUUGAUAAUUAGAAGCAUUGUUGUUAAUCAUUAAUUCGAAUGUCGUAUUCUAAUAUAAAUAAUCCUACCUUGUCGCGCUCUUUUGAGUCUACUAAUGACGACUUUCGCUCAAGAUCAAACUCUCCGGCGCAUACUAUUGGAAGCAAGACUGGUAGCGCGUUUAUUCCCGAUAGUCAUAGCAUUAGUAGUACAAAGAGCGUCAAAUCAUACCCUAGAAAAGGAACAACACUUGCGAAUGCUAAUCUUACUGUUGAAGAACAAAAUCAUUUGGAAGAAGUGCUUUCACGCUUCGAUAAAUUUAGGCAAAUUGAAGACAAACGUGUGAGACAGUUACGCCAAGAAAUGAUUGAUAAGCAAAAGGCUCGUAUAAAAAAUUCAGAAUCUAUCGGUGAAGGUCGAUGUAACAAUUGUAAUACUUUAUUUGUACCACUUUUACAACCGGCUAUUCGAUGUAUCAAUUGUCAUGGGGAUUUCUGUCGUAUAUGCACAGAAAAACUACAUAAUACAAAUGUUGUAAUGUGUAAAUUUUGUCGAUUCGAAACUCUGCACAAAUGUAAACUUGGAGUAUGGUUCACGGAACAACUGAAACAAGCUCGAGCAUCUGGUCGUGUAAGAGGUGUUAGUGGUCCAGAAGCUCUACGUUCAUCUAUCCAAAGAAUUCAACGUGAAGCGAGAUCUAACACACCUCGUAGUCGAGGAGCAAAUGUGCAAGAAUUGAUUCAACAGCAUCGUAGAUUAUCCGGUACGUUUUCUUUCGGGAAUACAAACGAAACAAAUAACUUUGGGAAAAAUGAUAAAUCGAGAUCUAUGAGUCUAUUUUACCCUGAAGAUGAAAAGUCAAAUAAAGUAUCUGGAGAUAACCAAUUUCUCAAUCGUGAUAGAGAUACUUCAAUUCUUGACAAAUGUUCGAAAAACAACGCUACUGAAGAUGCUGCGGACGGGCAACUUGAAGUCAAUCAUCAGGAUCAACGUGUUGGAUUUACCACAACAGAGGAAAAACGUCAGUCUAGUUCGAAACCAGACAAACAAUCGAAAUCUCUUCAUAAUUCCCAGUCACUGGUUGAUAGUGGUUAUGUUCCACAAAGAACUCAUUCAUGGAUUGACGAUGAAACAGAUCCAACGGUUGAUAGACAUCACUCAUCUACUCCACAGUUGCAUCAAAUAAAUAUAUCUAAAGAAGCUAAUCUUCAUAAGCAGAAUCCGGGAUUCAGUUCAUCAGAAUGCUACAGUCCAUCUUUAGGUAGUGACACUACAUCAUUAACAGAGAAAAAACUCAACUCCUCUUAUGCAGAUUUGACACCUGGUAAAAUACCUAUAACACACCAAAAACAUUUGGAUUCUGAAGCUGGAAGCCGCACAAAUCUAAGUAUAGCCAGUGGGGCCAGCCAUGCAUCCACCCUAAGUGUAUACAGCGAACGCGAAUCAAGUUACUCGCAUGGCAUUCAGAUAUCUGGAGAGAUGCUUAUGGCUGUGAUUUACGAUGAUGCAUAUAGUACACUAAAAAUCAGUAUCAAACAAGCACGUAACCUAGCGAUAGCAGAUAGAAAACGCAACAUAACCAAUCCCUAUGUGAAAUGCUAUUUACUACCAGAUCGAACUAAGGGUAGCAAACGAAAAACAUCGUACAAAAAAGCAACAUGUAAUCCUGUUUAUGAUGAAGAAUUUAAAUAUCGUAUACUAAAGCAGGAUCUAACAUUGCGUACACUUCAAGUAUCUGUUUGGCAUCAUAAUGCAUUGGGUUUGAAUUUAUUUCUGGGUGAAAUUUUUUUACCGCUGACUUUCCAUCAGUUUGACCAAGCCUCCCAUUGGUAUAAACUUGGUGAACACCGCUUCCUUCCAACGGUAUCACACUUACAAAUCAGUCGAGGUGAAAUAGUUCUAGCCAUAAAACUCGUACCGGGUGAAACAGGUAAUAAUCGGGGUGAAAUUCAUGUGUGGAUCAAAUCUGCCAGAGGUCUCAGUGCAUCUACUGACGGGAUGGCUCUAAAAAAGGAUAAUGUUGAUCCCUAUGUAAAAAUAUAUAUGUUGCCCGGUAAAGAGAAGUAUUCCAAACAGAAGACAAAGGUUGUCAGAAAGAAUAAUAAUCCCGAAUGGAACCAAGCUAUCAUAUACAGAGACAUUAUCCUUAAUUCUUUAAAUGAAAUUGGAAUAGAAAUUUCUGUUUGGGAUUACGAUCGGUUCUCAUCGAAUGAUUUUCUUGGAGGAUGUAGAAUCAACUGUGGAUCACAUGAUCAACCAUGGUUGGAUGCAAUGAAUGCUGAAAAAUCAGCCUGGUUGGCUAUGUGCGAAAGACCAAAUAUUUGGAUUGAAACAACAAUACAAUUACGAUCCAGUUUAAACUAACCAUCUUCAUACUUGAGGGCGAGAAUUUAGUGUUUCCAUUCCUCCAUCAAGUCCAGAAAACUUUGAACAACUCCUAAUAUUAAUAAAAAUUAGUGGUAUCCACAUUGUUUGUGUAUCAGAACUAAAUACUUUCAUGGAUAUGAUUUCAUUAAGUCUGUGUUUUCAUAAUAUGCGCCUGAUGUUUUAUUGGUUGCAUUUUCAUAGAAAUACUGAAACUUUUGGUAAAUAUUUUCUUAUGCAAUCUUCUUACCUUUUCAGUCUUCUUUUUUCUUAAUAAUUACUAGUGUUCUUAUUAUUAUUAUUACUAUUAUUAUUAUCGAUAAUACAAACACUAUCAUCAUUACCUAGUUCAUUUUUUAAUAUAUUUUGUUACAAUGAAAAGAAACUAUAAAUAAUAAUCAUUAGAAUACUACAUAUUUGUAAUUUACCGCUUUGUAAGGCUUAUUGUCCUUUUUAUUCUAUUGUUUAUUAUAGUCAAUGAGGCUAUGCAUGACAACUAAUUAUAACAGUGUAAUCUUGUGUACAAUUUAUCAUAAAAUAUAAUUAAAAUUGGUUGCACU
This is a messenger RNA of Schistosoma spindalis, 2957 nucleotides long. The record is from the annotation of a GenBank genome assembly. NCBI's taxonomy places the organism in Eukaryota, Metazoa, Platyhelminthes, Trematoda, Strigeidida, Schistosomatidae.